Messenger RNA from Columba livia (rock pigeon), 2590 nucleotides. RefSeq names its product mitochondrial contact site and cristae organizing system subunit 10 (gene MICOS10). Gene Ontology annotation, cellular component: MICOS complex; mitochondrion; mitochondrial inner membrane. NCBI's taxonomy places the organism in Eukaryota, Metazoa, Chordata, Aves, Columbiformes, Columbidae. The transcript is spliced from 4 exons. The record is from RefSeq and is a predicted model, not a curated record. The coding region runs from base 47 to 280 and encodes 77 amino acids.
UCGCGAGAGUUGCGGGGUGGGGGGAGGAGGCGAGGGGACGGCCAAGAUGGCGUCGGAGGGAGAGCUGGGCAGGAAGUGGGACCGGUGUCUGGCGGACUCCGCCGUCAAGCUGGGUGCUGGAUUUGGAUUAGGAAUUGUUUUCUCAGUCAUCUUCUUCAAAAGAAAGACAUGGCCUAUCACUUUUGGGUCCGGCAUGGGGUUAGGAAUGGCUUAUUCCAAUUGCCAACAUGACUUCCAGUCUCCGUAUCUUCUCCAUGGUAAAUUUGUAAAAGAACAGUGACUAAUGACUAAGACUAUCCCAGUGGGAAGGAAGGAGAAAUCAAUGAUUAUUCCUCAGGAAUACUGAAGUGCCCCUGGAAUAAACCAACAUUGUUCAGUAACGAUCACCAGUAACUCUUUAUACUCCAACAAACUGUUUCUGUACAUGAAACAAAAGUUCUGUUGCUUGUUUUGUAUCGUGUCUGGAAAGUGCAAGGAGGAGCUCUUCUGGGAAAUAAAUAAAAGCAAAAUGGCCUUCUCUGGUGUGUUGACUUUGUAUGUGAGAGAGAGAAUGGAAGGAAAGGACUUCAUUUUGAGUACCCAGCAGCUGUGACCACCUGGGUAAAUGCCACUGCGAGAGCUCUUCAGUAAAGACAGCCGCCGUAUGUUCCUCUCCCCUCUUGAAAGGCGACCCCCAUCUAACAUACAGUUCAAAGAAGCUUUCCCACCUCAUAAAUCACCCACCAGACCCCUGCUGCUUGUGCCGGUGUUUGGAGAGGAAUAUAAAUACUCCUAUGUCCUGUUUGUACAGUUGCCCUUUAAAAUUGGAAUUUUGUCCUCUCCAAAGAGGCAGAAUCCAAAAGGGCAGACCCCGAGGGUAUGACUGCAGCUCGCCAGCUCUUGGAGCCUUGACUCACAAAGUGCCCCAACUUUGAAACCUCCUCGGUACAGGGGCCGAAUUAAACAGAUGCACACGCCAUCUGGCUCUGAGCUUGCCUUUUGAGUUGAUUGUUUUUUCACCCCUCUUCUGUGCAUGAACGUAGAGGUUUCAGUGUAUGGGAACAGGUCACUAAAUAUUUAAAGCUUUUUAUUACUUGAGCAGGUCACUGGUCUGAGUACUUUCUAUUUACAUUUACCCCAGGCCUUGUAAUUACUCGUUGGCAUGUUGUCUGCUGCUCUCCCCCUGACUUGAGCAGUCAUCACUGCUUCUUCACUCAGCACAAUUCUCUAGCUGUUGAGAUGGCUCUCAAGGUCCACUUUUCUUUGUCCAGUGCUUGCUGCAUGUUGGCCACGUAGCACGAGAUGUAAAUGCAUGUGUCCCAAGAGAGAAAGGGGAUGGUAUAGAUUGAUAUGGAGCUUUCCUUUAUUGAGCGCCUGUUCUGCUGCAUGGUGAGUGCUGGCAGAUGGAAGAGUAACAAAAACAUUCCUCUCCAGAAAGGAAAACACAAUGGAAACAAGUUGCGCAAUAUUUGCUUUUUAAACUAUGCCAAAGAAAGGAAGGGGAUGGACCGAGGGCCAGUCUGCUGAGUUCAGAGAGCUUGAGGAACCCCUUAUCUUACCGAGCAGCAGGACUGAGAUCUGGUCUGGGUGCUACAGCACUCCUGCACCCCCACACCUCCCUGGGCACGCAUGUGGAUCUCGCACACCGAAGAAACAUGUUGAGCUGUGCCCAGAGCCAACAGAAGCUGAAGAGCUCGCCUAGAGCAAUGGACUUGUGAAAUAAAAUAGCUUUAGUGCCAGAACAGCAUUAAAGACUGUCAAAGCACGAUACCAUCCAGGACCAUUGCUUGAGCAUGUCCUUGUUUUUCCACCUCCUCCCUUGCCGGACUGCAUUCAUCUGUCAGGUCAAAACAGCAUAAUGGAAACAGGAUCUCUUUCUUUCUUCCCAAUUUUGAAUCAUUUUAUCUGGCCCCAAUUUUUAAUUUGAACUAUGUACUUUGGAGCCGUAGCUCCGCUGUGGUUUGGAAAGUGUUUUUAUUGAGUUCUCUGUGUGUGUGUUGUGAUGCUAAGCAGACUGGUAAGCCAGCGGGUUCAGCUGGAGAGACGAGCAUCAAUCUGGGUAAGAAACAACCAAAAGCAGAAACAACUCUGAGUGUAACAACGGUCAACACGCAGAAAAAGCUUUAGCUACCGCUGUGUCAUUUGGGCCGUGAUGGGGGGUUCAAUUUUUAUUAAGUGUCCGCGGUAAUGAGUUGUCCUACUCUGGUAUGCCCUGCUUUAUGUUGCAUAUGACCUUCUAAAGUUAAUUCUUACUGAAUAUGAUGAUCUGCUGUGGCCUGGGAUCAAGUGGUUCUUCUGGCCCUGGGACUCGGAGGGUACCCAGGUAGAUACCCAUUCACAACAUGUUAUUUGUUGCUAGCGAGAGAAUAAUCAGAACAAAUGUUCUUGCUCAUUACAAUGAAAUACACUGGGGCGAGUGUGGAAAAAAUGUACAACUUUAUUCUAAAAAGUGGAAAUUAAGUUUUGUCACUGCUCUUUUUAAGUUUUUUGUUUGUCACAGCUGCCUUGUGUGUUGCUUGUGUUGAGAUAUAUAUGCAUAUAUAACCAGCACAUAACGGGCCUGUAUUCAUAUUUGGUUUGCUUUAAUUAAAGCUGUAUUAUUCAAAACCUA